This is a messenger RNA of Cooperia oncophora, 1368 nucleotides long. The record is from the annotation of a GenBank genome assembly. NCBI's taxonomy places the organism in Eukaryota, Metazoa, Nematoda, Chromadorea, Rhabditida, Trichostrongylidae.
AUGGGCAUGCCGAGGGCUCCACACUUUAUCAUUUUAACAUACUGGCAAAGGCACUUCUCUGCCCUCCCAAGGACAUCAUUAACUUUUCAGGCUAUGAAGGCUGAACUUGAUCAUUCAACUAUCCUUCCACCGAAGUAUGAGCUCAUAUUUGACAAUGACAGUUCAGACUAUCAGCUCAGGUCUGAUGCACAGCCGUACCACGAAGCUGUAGUAAACUCUAACUGUAGAGUCACAGCUGAUGAUCAUUUCCAGGAUACUCGACUUGUGAGGUUUACGAGCACAGAUCUUCCAACCAAGAACGCAAAUUCUGAGUACAUCUAUGAUCCAGGCGAUGUUCUCAUGGUUCAGCCCUGUAAUUUACCAGAAUCUAUUGACAUAGCUCUUGAAGCACUAAAAUAUCCAGACGAAUUACUAGACCGUCCAAUACAAUUGGUGCCAUCAGAUGAAUUUGUGAAACUUCCGCCUGCGCCUUUCUGGAGCUGCCCCACUCUUCGCACUUGUUUCCUACGCCUAUUCGAUCUGCAAGUGGUCCCACGGAAGUCUUUUUUUCAAACGUUGGCUUCAAUAUCCACGGAUCCAGAUGAGAAGGAGAAAUUACUCGAGUUUGCCAGUCCACAGGGCUUAGAUGACUACCUUGACUAUGCUGUAAGAUGCCGCCGAACAACGGCUGAAGUACUUCGAGAUUUUUCGAGAACGUCAGAGGCGAUUCCACCAGAGCGUCUUUUCGACUUAUUCACCACUAUCCGUCCAAGAGCUUUCAGUAUCGCUUCUGCUCCUUCGAAGAACUCCAUUGAUAUCCUUGUAGCUAAGGUGGAAUAUCGAACCCGAAUGGCGGAGCCAAGACGCGGCUUAUGCAGCACAUUCAUGUCAAGAUUGAAGAGCGGGGACAAGGUGUUUGUUAAAAUUCGAUCGGGCACGUUCAAGUUCCCGAAGGAGGACAAGCCGGUGAUUUGCGUUGGUCCUGGAACUGGUGUUGCGCCAUUUCGAAGUUAUCUCACAUGGAGGAAUAGAUGUAAGACGGCUGCGGAGUCAAUAUUAUUUUUCGGUUGCCGAGGAGAGAAAAAGGAUUUUUAUUUUGAAUCUGAGUGGCCUGAGAUGUUAACAACACAGGUGUACACUGCAUUCAGUCGCGAUACUCCUGGUCAGAAAGUAUACGUGCAGAACUUGAUUCUGAAACAUGCCGAUGAGGUCUGGAAUAUCAUGAGUCGGGAAGACGGAUUCGUAUUCAUAGCCGGAAGCGCAGGAGAUAUGCCCAAGGAUGUCGGAACUGCGCUUGAAACAAUCGCAUCACGUCAUGGAUGGGCAGAAGGCACAUUUUUGAAGAAGCUGGAGAGCUUAGGGCGGAUCCAAUAUGAGACAUGGUCGUAG